AUGUAUAUCCGCGAGUACGAAGGCUACGCCGAGUCGGGCCACGACCUGCUCUCCAACAGUAACCUCUACCCCAGCUGCCAGCCGCCCGCCGCGCAUUGCUCGGACGUGAACCACCAGCCCGCGCGCGCCCAAAGCGUCACAGCCCUCAGCAGCCCUCCACACCCCACGCCGACGCUGGCCGGGGGCAGACCGGCAACACAGGAGGCGUUCUCGGACGACAUCACGCGCUUCGGGCGGCGUAACUUCAUCGGGUUCGUCGUUCUGGGCGUGCUCGUGUUCGUCGGGCUCGUCCUGUGGAUGACGUUCGGGAUGUGGCCGAGGAGGGCGCUGUCGAGGCUGCGGGAGAGGCUCGCUCGCAAGAGAGGAAGACGGGAGCGGGGAGGCAGCACAGACAAGGAGGGCGGCAACGGCAGUGUAACGCGAGCGCAGGAGCUCGAGCGCGACCGAUGCUCAGAGUCCGCCGCAGAGUGCAGCGAAAAGGCUCCAGAUCAAGACGAUGGCUCUAUCGUCGAGGUUCGACGACAGGCAAGCGCACACUCAGCCAAAUCGGCAGGAUCUGUAUAUUCGCUCAGCAGCGGGGCAGAGACACUGGAAGAAGGCGAGGCGGAGGCAAUAGGCCGGGCUGAGACGGUUCCGCGCGUACACUUUGCAUGA
Messenger RNA from Dichomitus squalens LYAD-421 SS1, 654 nucleotides. RefSeq lists its product as uncharacterized. NCBI's taxonomy places the organism in Eukaryota, Fungi, Basidiomycota, Agaricomycetes, Polyporales, Polyporaceae. The transcript has a single exon. Bases 1 to 654 code for a protein of 217 amino acids. The record is from RefSeq and is a predicted model, not a curated record.